AUGGUAAUUAAUAUGAUGAAAUUGAUUUCUAUUACUACAGCUUGUUUAUUAGCUUUAGCAAGUGUGAAUGCCACUGGAUCUAAUGAUACCAGUAGAUCUCAACUACCAGGACUUGAAAAGAUCAAACAUGUGGUAUAUUUUAUGCAAGAAAAUCGAAGUUUUGAUACUUAUUUUGGCACCAUGAGCGGUGUUCGAGGAUUUGCUGAUCCUCAUGUUGGCAUUCAAAAAAAUGGUCUAAACUUAUUUUAUCAACCUGAUUCUCAUUCUACGGAUGUCAAGAAUGGUACCAAAUACUUACUUCCUUACAACUUGAAAGGAAAUAGAGCUGGUUGUACUGUAGGUGGUUCUAAUGGCUGGACUGCUAACCACAAUGCUAUCAACGGAGGUACAAAUGACAAUUGGCCCGAUGGCAAUGCUCCUGAAUCUAUGGGAUAUUUACAAAGAAGUCAGAUUCCUUAUCAGUUUGCUCUUGCUGAAGCAUUUACUAUUUGUGAUAACUAUCAUCAAAGUGUUAUUGCUAGUACCAAUCCCAAUCGUGUACACUGGAUGUCUGGUACAGUUAAAGGUCCUCCCUUGAACUACGUUCUUGAAGGCAAUGUUGAAAUUAUUCCACUUGGAUGGGAAACUUAUCCUGAAGCUUUGACCAAGGCUGGUGUCGAAUGGCAAGUGUAUCAGGAUCAAGAUAAUUUUGAUGAUAAUCCAUUGGCAUGGUUCGGUUAUUGGCGAAAUCUCAAGGAUGGACCUGAAAAACAAAAAGGACUUGGUUUUCUUGGUCUCCAGACAUUUUAUGAUCAAGCCAAAAACGGUACUCUUCCUCCUUUCUCAAUUAUUGUUGGACCUACUGAACUCUCGGAACACCCAAAUAACACUCCUGCCGCUGGUGCCUGGCUUCAAGAACAAGUUGUGAAUGCUGUGAUGCAUGGAAAGAAUUGGGCCAAUACUGCUCUCUUUAUCAAUUAUGACGAAAGUGGAGGUUUCUUCGAUCAUGUUCAACCAGAAUUGGCUCCCAAAGAUAAGUAUGUUUGGGACUAUCUCAACUUUAAGAUGUCUCCCCUUGGUUUAGGUCCUCGUGUACCAAUGGUGAUUGUAUCUCCCUACACUAGAGGUGGUCAUGUCUUCUCUGAUGUAUCUGAUCACUCUUCUACAUUGAUGUUUAUGGAAGAAUGGGUUGGCAAAUUCAACAAUGGUUCUUAUGCUGCUCCUGCUGUGAAUAUUGAUAGCUGGUACCGAAAUGUAACUUCCAAUCUCGUGGGUGCUUUUGAUUUUGCUAAACCUGAUUUCUCCAUUCCUACUCUUCCUACCAAUCCCAAACCUGCUGUGGACUCCAAUGGUAAAUGGGAUCCUACUGAAAUGUGUGAAAAACUAUCUGAUCCCAAGACAACUCCUCCUUAUGGCAAUCAAGUUUAUCCUACCGUGGAAGCUGGGUCCAAGAAACUUCGUGGUGCUAAUCCUAUUGGUCGUAAAUUGGCAUUUGUACAAACGAACGGCAAAGCUCUCCAAGUAGCUGGAUCGGGUCAAAAAUUGGUGCCUCGUCGUCUGCAAAAGAGGGAUGUGAAGAAAGGUGCGAUAGUGGUCGAUCCAAGUGGACAUUUCAAGGCAGUGCCUGGUGGCAAUGGGCAACAAUACAAACUUCAAUCCAUCCAACAUCCAAAUCAAUGUGUCAAUGUAGUAGGAACCGAAGUCCAAUUGAAUGAAUGCAAGGAAACGUUAUGGGAACUGGAUUAUCAUAAUGUCGAUGCUCAUCAUCACCUCAAACAUGUGGAUUCUGGGCAUUAUCUUAGUCUUGGACAAGGAAAGAUCAAUUUAGUCCAAAAUCAUCAUGAUGCUCAUUUUGAUGUGUAUUCCAUCACUACUUAG
Messenger RNA from Halteromyces radiatus, 1857 nucleotides. RefSeq names its product phosphoesterase family-domain-containing protein. NCBI's taxonomy places the organism in Eukaryota, Fungi, Mucoromycota, Mucoromycetes, Mucorales, Cunninghamellaceae. Gene Ontology annotation, molecular function: hydrolase activity, acting on ester bonds. The coding region runs from base 1 to 1857 and encodes 618 amino acids. The transcript is spliced from 15 exons. The record is from RefSeq and is a predicted model, not a curated record.